Molecule: messenger RNA, 2982 nt
Organism: Humulus lupulus (European hop)
Lineage: Eukaryota; Viridiplantae; Streptophyta; Magnoliopsida; Rosales; Cannabaceae
Product: linoleate 13S-lipoxygenase 2-1, chloroplastic-like
Exons: 9
Coding region: 100-2865 (921 amino acids)
Biological process (GO): lipid oxidation
Molecular function (GO): oxidoreductase activity, acting on single donors with incorporation of molecular oxygen, incorporation of two atoms of oxygen; protein binding; metal ion binding
Source: RefSeq, a predicted model, not a curated record
UAUAUAAAGCUAUAUAGAGAGCUCAACUCAAUCAUAGUUCAUUCCCAAUAUAUUAAUAUAUAUGUAUAUGAUAUAUCUAAGUGAUAAUAAUAAACAAAAAUGUACUUGAAGCCCCAAGUUCAAGAAUCACAGUCAGCCCAAACCCUUCUCUACUCGUUGUCGAAGCCAUGCAUCCAUGGCGGCCAUGGGGGGAAUAAUAUUUCUUCGUUUCCAGUCUGUAUAAGGCCAUCCAUUAUAUUGCCUUAUAAUAAUAAUGAUAAGAAGAAGAAGCACAGAAAGGUUGGCCUUGGUUUCAUUUCUGGCAACGUAUUAAGAGCUGUUUCAAAAGAUAAUAAUGACUACAUCAACGUCGCUGUCCAGAAGUCCAUUAGGGUUAAAGUUGUUGUGACCGUUCACUCUACUGUGGGGGGCAUUUUGUCUAACCUUGGUUUGAACCGAGGACUCGAUGAUACUCAAGAUUUGCUCGGCAAAACACUCCUUCUUCAGCUUGUUAGCUCUCAUCUUGAUCCUGACACUGGAUUAGAGAAGACAACAAUUAACAGGUAUGCACAUAGAACUGGCCUAUGGAAUAACGAAGGGCUUCAAUACGAAGCAGAUUUGAAUGUUUCGAUGGAUUUUGGAAUGGUUGGUGCGAUUCUGGUCGAGAAUGAGCAUCACAAAGAAAUGUUCAUAAAGAACAUUGUUAUUGAGGGUUUUCCUGAUGGUCCUGUUAAUGUUAACUGUAAUUCUUGGGUACAUUCUAAGUUCGACAAUCGUCAAAAGAGAAUCUUCUUCAUAAAUAAGUCAUAUUUGCCAUCUCAAACCCCAAGUGGGCUAAGGAGGUUAAGAGAAGAAGAAUUGGAGAGCCUAAGAGGGAAUGGGAAAGGAGAACGGAAAAGCUUCGAAAGGGUUUAUGAUUACGAUGUAUACAAUGAUCUUGGUAAUCCUGAUAAGAGUGACGAUCUCAAAAGACCUGUUCUUGGUGGUAAAGAUCGUCCUUAUCCAAGACGUUGUAGGACCGGGCGUCCUCGCACUAAGAAAGAUCCAUUGUCGGAGCAAACGAGCAGAAGUGUAUAUGUCCCUCGAGACGAAGCCUUCUCAGAAAUAAAGCAACUGACAUUUCAAGCAAAGACAAUAUAUUCAGGGCUACAUGCGUUGGUGCCUUCUCUCCAAACAAUCUUAACUGAUUCUUCACUUGGUUUCCCUUACUUUAGGGCUAUAGAUUCUCUCUUCGACGAUGGUCUCAAACUACCUCCCACUACGAACAAGGGACUUCUCAAGAAUAUUCUACCUCGACUAGUCAAGACUGUCUCUGAUGCAAAUGAGGCUUUGCAAUUUGAGAUCCCAGAACCAAUGGAUAGGGACAAAUUCUUUUGGUUUAGGGAUGAGGAAUUUGGUAGACAGACACUUGCAGGUCUCAAUCCAUAUAGCAUUCAAUUAGUCAAGGAAUGGCCACUGAAGAGUAAACUUGAUCCUGAGAUCUAUGGUCCACCAGAAUCAGCAAUCACCACAGAACUGAUUGAGCGUGAAAUAAAAGGAUUCAUGACUGUUGAUGAGGCUAUAAGAGAAAAGAAAUUGUUUAUUUUAGAUUACCAUGAUUUGCUAUUACCAUAUGUAAAGAAAGUAAGAGAAAUCAAAGGAACAACAUUAUAUGGAUCGAGAACGUUGUUUUUUCUAACUUUGGAAGGAACACUAAGGCCAUUGGCCAUUGAGUUGACUCGACCACCAAUGGAUGGAAAGCCACAGUGGAAGGAAGUCUUCUCUCCUUCUUGGCAUGCCACUGGUGUCUGGCUAUGGAGGUUUGCCAAAGCUCAUGCCCUUGCUCACGAUUCUGGUUAUCACCAACUCGUUAGUCACUGGCUAAGAACACAUUGUGCCACUGAGCCAUAUAUAAUAGCAACAUACAGGCAGCUUAGUGCAAUGCACCCAAUUUAUAGAUUGAUACACCCACAUUUUCGAUUCACAAUGGAGAUUAAUGCUCUUGCUCGAGAGGCACUAGUAAAUGCUGGAGGCAUCAUUGAAUCUUCAUUCUCUCCUGGAAAAUAUGCCAAUGAGCUAUGUGCUGAUGCUUAUGACAAGCAAUGGCGAUUUGAUCAAGAAGCCUUGCCAGCUGAUCUUAUCAAGAGGGGAAUGGCUGUGGAGGAUCCAAGCGCUCCGCAUGGUCUAAAAUUAACAAUCGAAGACUACCCUUUUGCCAACGAUGGUCUAGCUCUUUGGGAUAUAAUCAAACAAUGGGUCACUGACUAUGUCAACUAUUACUAUCCUGAACCAACCCUAGUUGAGUCUGAUCAAGAGCUCCAAUCAUGGUGGACAGAAAUCAGAACCGUAGGUCAUGGAGACAAAAAGGACGAGCCAUGGUGGCCAGUCUUGAAGACGCCAAACGACUUAAUAGGGAUCAUAACGACAAUUGUUUGGGUGACUUCUGGCCACCAUGCAGCCGUAAACUUUGGACAAUAUACGUACGCAGGAUAUUUCCCUAAUAGGCCAACAAUUGCUAGAACCAACAUGCCAACAGAGGAUGCUAGCGAAGAAUAUUUGGAGAAAUUUUGGGCUAAGCCGGAGGAAGCACUCAUGCAGUGCUUUCCUUCGCAGAUUCAGGCAACGACAAUAAUGGCAGUGCUGGAUAUACUGUCGAAUCAUUCGCCGGAUGAGGAGUAUCUUGGGGAGAAGAUAGAGCCUUCGUGGGAAGAAAAUGAUGUUAUUAAAGCGGCUUUUGAGAGAUUCAAUGGGAGGUUAAAAGAGUUGGAAGGGAUUAUUGAUGAAAGAAACACCAACAAGAAUUUGAGGAAUAGGUGUGGAGUUGGGGUUGUGCCUUAUCAGCUUUUGAAACCCUUUUCGGAGCCUGGUGUCACUAGCAAAGGUGUUCCAUAUAGUAUUUCCAUUUGAGUUGCGAACACGAAUAAUGAUGUGAUAUUUCUACUCUAUAAUGAACUCUUUAAAAUGAAAUGGUAUGUGAGCUUUGUGAUGAUAUUUCUAAUAAAUAAAAGGGAAGAAUUUGUACAA